Ascochyta rabiei is the source of this 846-nucleotide messenger RNA. RefSeq lists its product as uncharacterized. Gene Ontology annotation, biological process: regulation of transcription by RNA polymerase II. NCBI's taxonomy places the organism in Eukaryota, Fungi, Ascomycota, Dothideomycetes, Pleosporales, Didymellaceae. The record is from RefSeq and is a predicted model, not a curated record. Gene Ontology annotation, molecular function: RNA polymerase II transcription regulatory region sequence-specific DNA binding; DNA-binding transcription factor activity, RNA polymerase II-specific. Bases 1 to 846 code for a protein of 281 amino acids. Gene Ontology annotation, cellular component: nucleus. The transcript has a single exon.
AUGCAGAUUUGUGUACCCUGCAAUCGCUCUUUUGGUAGCGAAACAGCGCUCAAACAGCACCAACAAGACUCGCCUGUACACGCAGAGGCGUGUGACUGCAAGCCAUGCAAUCGCUCAUUCGGCAGCGGGAGCGCACUUGAGCAACACCAACGCAACUCCCCCGCACACGCAGAGACGUUCGACUGUAAGCCAUGCGAUCGUUCGUUUCGCAGCACAAGUGCACUUGAACAACACCAGCGCGAUGCCCCAGUCCACCAAAACGCCGGAAUCCCAGCCGCAGUCCCACUCCCCGCUGCGCCCACGUCUCCGCCACUACUAUACAACAACGCACAUUCACCACGCCACGCCCCCAGCGCUCAAACCUCCGCUCACGCGCCAGGUCAGCGCUCCAAGUACAAAGCGUCGCGAACCUCUUACACAUUUUCCGAGCUACACGAACUUAUCGCCCAUGCCGUAGUACCAGACCUCCCUGCACCUCACUUCCACCCGCCCAGCGCCCGCUUCAAAAAUGAGCGCGCGACGAAUGUCAUGGGCAAUUUUCUUUGCACGUACCGCAAAUGCCCGAAGCAGUCCUGGGGUAGCAAGAUUGUCGCUAUUGUCAUCAGAGGGUAUGCGAACAAUGGGUACAGUGCCGAGGUAUUCGGGCAGCGGUGUAAGUCGUGUGAUCGCUUGGGUGCGUUGACGCUGGAUGUGCAGUCGUAUGUUGAGCGUGUUGCCUUCAGGCUAAAGACGUGGGCGGGGGUCAGGAUGGAGGAGCCGCCGUUUGAAAAGAUGAAGGGCCCGCCGCAUGAGAGUGCCUUCUGUGAGGGGUGUGCGAGAGGGGUAUGUCGACUGGGAGGGGAUUGA